This is a messenger RNA of Ramularia collo-cygni, 3681 nucleotides long. RefSeq lists its product as uncharacterized. The record is from RefSeq and is a predicted model, not a curated record. Lineage: Eukaryota; Fungi; Ascomycota; Dothideomycetes; Mycosphaerellales; Mycosphaerellaceae. The coding region runs from base 1 to 3681 and encodes 1226 amino acids. The transcript has a single exon.
AUGCCUCUUUCACGGCUGGCCAAGGCGCGAAGCAAAACGAGCGUGGUGGAACCAAAUGAGACGAAAAGGGAGGAGAGACCGCCGCGUUAUUCCAUCGCGGAUCUGCAGAGCAGACGUGUGGUCACUACUCAGCGUCAAUUACUGCGUCGACAAUUCAGCGACCAAUCUACAGAAGCACUGAGGUGUGGUACCUUGUUCGACGGGAGUAUACCGCAUCUCACCAAAGCUUCAUCAUCGUCGGUACUCAAUCAGCCGAUUGACAGCCCGAGCUCUCCACCCGCAACUCCCGAAGCGAGUGCUGAUGUGGCGCGACCGUUGGGGUCACCAACGGACAAGCUUGACGUUGAGCAUGCCAUCGACUUGCUGCAGCAAUUGAAGAAAACAGCAUCACCCGAGGAACUCGUGGCUCUGCAUAGAGCUCUUUUGCCUGUCAAGGAAGUCUCACCAAUAUAUUCGCCGCAAUCAGGGUCAGGCGAAGAUUCUCCAUUCUCUGCCGCAGUUCCGCCUGAGAGGAGAAGGUCUGUGUUGCCUCCGGGAUUGGCCACUCGAAACGGACUUACUGAGGACGUAUUGAGAAAGCCUGGGAGUAACGCGACAGUCCGCGCAGCCUCGAGAGAGCGAAGGGAGAUGUGGGUGCAUGGAUCCCAGCCUGGUGCGGGCAGCAAGCCGGAUUAUACCAAAGACCCGUCUUCCACACGGCCAGAAACACCGUCCGAGCAGCCCAACACUGGAACCUACCACCCCGGGACUCUUCGCAUCACGAACGGUGCUGCAUCGCCGGAGCCGGGCGUCAUCUCGAAGAUUGCUGCCACUGGAGAGGGAGUUGCGGACCAGGAUACAAGUGUUGCCGCCAACGUGGGCAAGGUGCAACACUCUGAGCGACCUCGUCCGAGCGGCCCUCGGCAUUCCCAUCGGAAUUCUCGAGCCAUCGAAGAGUCUGAACAUGAGUCUGCCGGAAUACAACGAUCUCGUUCGGCUUCAAUCUCAAAGCCAAGCGCUGAGAUGGGGCGAAAAUCCUUGGAUCAACCGAACAGUCUCCCGAAUUCGCCCCACAAGGCCCGUUUCAAACAGAGAUGGAGCCAUCGCGCAGCACACCUCCCAUCACAGUCCAUGGUCGAUGCGGAUACCGCGCUUGACGGAAAAGCGGCUCAAAUGGAGCUGUUCAAACGCCUGAGCUCUGUGCCUGAUGUGGAGACUGAUGAGGCGAACCAAGAAGAGUCGCAUGCAGGUGCAAUAUCCAAACUCACAAGCGAAAGCAUGCCAGCAGCCGACAACAACAGAGCUUGGAUGCCAUGGUCUGCAGAGCAGCUAGCGAGUAGCCUUCCGGACCACGUCGACAUUGCACCUCCCCGAAGGCCGCUGAACAAGGUAGACAGUGACUAUCAGUCUGAUGUGGCCAGUUGGCAGCAGUCGCAACUGGUUCUCAGAAGUGCAAGUCAACUUGAUGAGCCGAGWGCACUUGCUCGCACAGAGCCUCGGACUCACGGACGCGAGCAGGGCGUACAUCGGACUGGCACAGGAGGGCUGGUUCUGCCCGAACAUGCAGGCAAGUACAGCAAUGGAGAAGCCCUGGGUGGACCUCACAUGGAGCCACAUUUGACUAGAACCGACAGGGGCCGAUCAUCGCCCUUGUCAUUCCUACGGCGAAACAAAGGCAUGAGGGGUAGUGUCUCGUCGAUGAACGAUGUAGUGGGAAAUUCACUGCGCCCACAAAGCUCACCCCUAUCCGGAUCAGACACUGACUCCGGGAAGCACUCGAAGAGGCUCCAAAAACGGGCUCCAAAGUCUUCCCGCUCGCAAAGGACACUUGAAGGUUGCAUGCGCCCCUCGAUCGAUGAGCGCGACGGAUCACCUGCACGGGAGGAAAUGCGGCAAUUGAGGUCUCCACGCUCAGAUCUCCUGCUUGCAUCUGGUGAAACCACUCGGACUUCUACCCCAGAUACUCUAGGUGAAAGCAGCCAUCGAUUCAGACUGCGUGGCAAGAGUUUCGGUAGAAGCCGAAGCCAUACAAACGCUUUGGCCCCCAACCAAGACAUUGUUCUGCAAACCCCAUCAUUCAGGAACCGAGUCAAGAGGAGCAUCAGCUCCAGCGGCCCCCCGCCGGUUAUACCGGAGGAGACUCGUGGAACCAACUGCUUGAGUAGCACCGGGACAGAGCACCAGCACACGAAUCGCCCAACAUCCGACUUUCAGACUGUUGCUCGCGCUCUUGCAUCACAUCCACCUUAUGAGUUUUCGGAAAAGAAUCGGAGCGUCGCUCUACCAAAAUUUGUGCACAGCCGCCAACAGUCACACCAAGAGAACAACCAAAGCCAAAGUGUACCACAUCCACCAUUCGCGGAGCUUCCGCCCAACGAGCAUGUCCCAACAGCGGCGACGCCGGCGCCCUUGGAGGGCAACGAUCGCGUUAUCCCUAUUGGAGCCCAUGGAGCUGUGGAAGACUUGUUCCCCGGAUGGCAGAGCCGCCCCGCAGCGACACCAUCGCCUGCGUCCACACCUUCGCCAACGUUCUUACAAGUGCGGCAACCCCACCGGCCCCGCAGUCCGCUGAGUCUCAGUAGUGUUCCACCACUUCCAGAUCUUCCRUCUGAUAUCGAGUCAAAGCUUUCACGAGCGGACCAGAUGGUUGCAAAGAGGAUGAUGAACAGUCCGCGAAACUCUCCUCGAAACUCCCCAUUGCCGUCCAUGCGCAGUGAGAAUACUCUUUCAAGCCUUGCGAGAAAAGAUGCAUCCAAACCUGCCUCCCCGCAGAAGAGCGCGGGCGAGAUUGGAAGCCCACAGCCUACCCGUGGUAACAGGUUCAGCAUCGAUGGAAGCAUUCCGCUGCCUGAAGUGGAUGGGCGUUCUCAACCCACCUCCCCGACACACGACUCUCAACACCCAGGAUGGCCAGGCUGGCAGAAGCAGGCUGACUUGUGGCGGCAGCGCAAAGCCGAACUGKGUCAUGCUAUGAACAAUUCACUGGACAUGAGUGGUAAGAUUGUUGUUGGAGGUGAACAAUCCCCAUCUUCACCAAAGAUUGUUGUUUCGCGAUACAUCACUCCUCUUGGUGCCAACGAUACACAUGUUCAGUACCCCAACACUGCCGAGAAGCUGGCGGAAUCGUACGCCCAUCUUCUCAGCGAUGACUGGUCGGAUCAGCACGACGCACAGCGUACAGGCAGUGUCGACUCUACCGCACCAUCAACCACGCCAUCCUCUGAUGGGAAAGUCGCCAAGCUAGACGUCUCCUGGACGGGGAGUGUGGCUUCGAGCGCUUCCUCGAAUGCGUCUGCAACUGGCUCGCCAAACCCCUUUACAGACAAGCCGGCAACAACCAUAGCGGAACGUCCAUUUACUCCCUACCGAGCCGCCGAUGCCGUUCGAGCAGAGCGUUCACGUGCUCUCAGCCGCGCUCGUCGUACGUGCGACAUCCCACCUGGCAGUGUCGCACCAGGUAGCUUCUACAUCGCAGAGCCCCAUAACACAAGCAUGCCUCAACUGAGGGAUGCCACAGUACUUGAUCGGUAUAGCGGCGGACUUGGCUAUGGCUGGGAUCGUAGCACUGGAUUUGGAGGGAGUGCGGGUACCCUGUCUACCGACAACGUCAACCGAAAGAGUGUGAAGAUGAGUGAAGAUUUUGGCAUUGAUUUGAGCGAUGUUCCCGUCUUCUUGAGGAAGACCAACACGGCUAACGUGUGA